This is a messenger RNA of Porites lobata, 4739 nucleotides long. NCBI's taxonomy places the organism in Eukaryota, Metazoa, Cnidaria, Anthozoa, Scleractinia, Poritidae. The record is from the annotation of a GenBank genome assembly.
ACAAAGUACUGUAAAUAUAGCGUUUUCUGUAUUUUUGGUUGAGGACAUAUCUUUUUAUGGCCCUAAAAUCAUUUUAAUCUGACAAUUUGAUUAAAUUCCCGUAGCGGAAGAUGUUCGAUUGACCUUUGGAGCUACUAGUGUGACACAACAUGCAUGAUUUGUGAAGUAUUGCGAUGGACUUGGGCGAGAGAGGUUUUACAGUCGAUGCAAGUUCAUUUUUGGAAUCACAUAUUGAAUCGAAAACUGUGAGACUGUACAAUUACCACGACAUACCAUAUUUCCUUCGAGGCAAUCCUUACGUAACAUCUGGAUACAGACCCUUCUAAUCCAUCAGGUUAUGUUUUAAAAGGUAAGGUCGUCAAGGACUUAUGAUUGAUUAAUUUUUAUAACAAAAAUUAUCCCUACAAUCUGAAAAAAUAUGUUUGUAUCCCCUCCACGAGCAUUUGCCACUUUUUUGUUCGGAAAGCUCGAAGUGUCCGCAGUGGGACCAGUAGAUUUGUGCAGAAACUGGACUGUGGAUUAUUAAAGACAAAAAUGUUUGAGUCCCCACCUAUCACCACCACCAGGGCUUAAUGAAAUGUGCCACUAAGCAGGUUGUAUGACUCUAAUUUUCCCCUAUAAACCUUACUAUUCAUGGUCAAGUGUACGUCACCUUGAGCAAAGUUUGCCUGGAACAGGUUUGAAAAUUCAUCUUUUCAUUGUGUGGAACUGAUACAGAGACUCAGCAUCACAGCCCGAGGGCAAGUUUAACCCUAGUUAGUUGUCAAUCUUUGUUACACAGCACCAGUGCAGAGUGUUAAAACUUUCAUAACACAGUAAUACGGCCACACUUGGUCAAAUACCACUUUAUUUUUUUAGCUGAAAUUUGCAGACCAGAUUCCGGAAAAUAAUACCAUCUCUGUGCUAGACUAAUUAACCUUACAUCACAGUUCAGAUUCCCAGCAUAUGUGUUAAUACAUGUAACUGUUGUAGACAACAAAACUAGCUAGAGUCUUAGCGAUUAUAGUAAUUUUGAAAAAUUUGUUUUUGUCUUUCUUUCAGUCCGUUUGUGUUGUCCACUGAAUCUAUCAACAUCUGGUCCCAUUUGGUUGGAUUUUUCUUCUUCAUUUAUCCUCUUCUUGCUGACAACUUGGUUAGAAUUCCAGAAAACAAUGGCACCUUCUCUGAUCAUGUUGCGCUGACCUUAUUACUCAUUGGUUUCAUGGUAAGAUAAAUUUCAUGUACUCUCUAAAAUAACCUGAGAAAACAGCCAACAUUUUGACGACACCACCAAUAUCAUUUCCCUGGAAAAAAUUAAUGAUGUCUGAAGAUGAUGCACAGAAAUUCCAUUUUGGUGAAGUGUCAUCAUUACAACUUCACGCCGAUUUAAGAGUGUACCCCAAAUUUUGGGGUUAUCAAGUAUUCAUAUACAGUCCGGAAUAUCCCUAAAUUUAAGGACAGGGCCAGCUGGUCACGCGGCACUUUUCAACCAAUGAGAAGACGCGCUUGUGUUUAUCAACAAACAAAUCAAAACAUCGCCCCAGUGAUCAAAAAUUUUCAAAACAACGGACGGAGUCGGCGGACAGAAUUAAAGAUGAGCUUACAGUACUCGUCUAGGUUUCACAUUUAAUAUUUCAAAGAAAACAUUUCAUGUAAGAGAAUAAGAGCAUUAUUCAUUGCAACGAAUCAUUGGGGUGUUCGAACUGAUUCCAGACCGAUCGCAGAGGUCGUGGCUUCACUGGCGUGGCUUGAAAAGAGAGUGUGAAAAUUUUUUGAGAUCGUACAAAACAGGAUUGGUACUACCUAUUAACUUCUACAGGACAAGAAUCAAAGAACCAGUCAUCAUAACAAGAAUUAAAAGUAGUUCGGAUCAAAUUUAUUAAUUUUUCUUGUUUGUUUUUUGGUGUUGUUUCGUGUUGACUUCACGCAUCUGGUCGGCUUUCCUUGCUUGCUGUAGUACCUGCAAUGUUUUAAUUUUAUCCCAGAUAAUCAGUGCAUGUUCAAUGAGUAGCGAAAUGCAUCAUUUACACAGGAAAUCUGCCUUCUUUCUUUGAUUGUUUUUUAACGGUAGAGGAACAUUUGGAGAAUCCAUGCAGCAACAUUAAAUCUUUCCAGAUUUGUUGAAUUUCAGAAACAAAGUGGUUAGUAUCUACUUUGCGCUUACGAUCUUCAAUUUCAUCCCCACAAAUUUGGCAAAGUGAGGCGAGAUGUUGGACGUGAAUAUCCAUAAGACUAAUAAAGUUGUUUUGGCCUUGAAAAAAAAGGCAAAGGCUCGUACUCAUGCGAAAAAAAGUAAUAACACGGCUCCGUGAGAAGCCCGGGAAUGGAAAACGUACUUGUUUUGGCCCUCAGAAUUCAAAAAUUGUCUACCAAAAUUCUUGGUUGUCUACCAUCCCCACAUUCAACAUGAUAAAAGUUAAUCGAUAUGACAAUCGAGGAAAAAUAUCUAGAACUUCCUAAAAAAAUCUGUGAAUCGAAAAAAUAAUAGAUACUUGUUCACCUACCUUGAAAACCGACCAAAAUCUCGCCCAUACAUCGCGUUGUUUAAAAGAAGAAAUAAGCUGCAAAAUGUGCUGAAUAUUUCACAAGAAACUUCCAGUGUGGCUUCCCGAUACGCUGUCCACUAAAAAAAAUUGUGUAUGCGUCAUGAAAAGUCUUAAAAAUAUGCCUGAGAGCCUCGGUGACUGAUUCUGUCCGACUCCGUCCGCUGUUUUGAAAAUUUUUGAUCACUGUGGCGAUGUUUUGAUUUGUUUGUUGAUAAACACAAGCGCGCCUUCUCAUUGGUUGAAAAGUGUCGCGUGACCAGUUGGCCCUGUCCUUAAAUUUAGGGAUAUUCCGGACUGAUAUAUUCAGGCUAUUGUUCUUGCCAUUGUCGAUUACCUUCCGAAGAAUCCACGAGCGGAAUUCCUUUAAUUUAGGUGCGAUAUGUCUCUUUUGUUUCGAAUUUUGUUGCUUGAUUGACUUUUUAAUCCCCAUUGUUACCUGAUGAGUAUUAAAUUUAUCCAUUAAAAUACUCGGACUUGCCUGUUAAAUUUGCUGCGGUCUGUGGGAACGCUUACAAGUCUUUUAAGUGUGGCGGACAACUCUGGUUGCAUAACGUAUUUUUGGUCACGCACCGUAUUACAAACGAAACAAGCCUGAUAAAUUUGAAGUUGAUUAAAGCUUAUAAAUACCUGUUCUCCUAUGGUAUUUUUUUUAUCAAAUACUCCCUUGCCUUGAAAAUAAUUUGGCGUUUAAAGAAUUGCUGUGGAAGGUAUUCAUUCAGUAUUAUCAAAACCUACGCUCUGCAAUCAAGAGCGAACAACUCUCUUCAAAAUGUAAACAACGCAAGCGGUAAAUGCAUUUAAUGGGAUGACACAGAUUUAUCAGCGUGUAAUUUCACUUUUUUGGACGUUUUCGCUUGCCUUUCAGUUUUUUUGUUGAAAAAAACCUUGCAUUUCAGUUACAAGACUGCAGGGCCCGAAAUAACCGCGUAUUGUCAGUUCACCGAUUUGCAUGACAACUUGAUUCGCAGAGCUAAUCGAGUGAGACAGGAAAUAUCUAAAACUGUAAUCGACAGAUCAAAACUUGCGGAAUUCAUAAUUCCUCGAAAUAAUUUCAUAGAAACGUUUGUAUAGUUUGAUUGCUCUGGAGAAAUGAAUAACUGUUAUGAUUGAAUGAAUGGAUAACUCUCGGCCGGCCGGAUUUUAUUAAGCGAUAGGCGAGAAAAAAUGCUUCAGUGGCUUGCUUUGUACUUUGAAACCUCGGCAAGAAAAAAAAUCCAAUCUUGGUCCACAGUGGUCGAAAUUUCUCGUUCAAGAUCUCUUUUUGAAGCUCUCAAAACUCUCCUUUUUGUAAAAUACGUACCCAAGUCGAAAAAGUUUUGCGAAAGACUUAAAUCCAUAAACUUCUACGGCGAUAUGUGCGAUAAUUCUCUGCAGUUUUAUUGACACAUUUAGAACAAAAGGAUACCUUUAAAACUUCGUGGCCCUGGGCAGCUUAAUUAAGCCAUUGUUCAAUUCCUUUGAAUUCGCUUCUGAGUCUUCCGCCAUAAAAUCUCACCUUCUUUGAACCGAGUAAAAACGAACACUCUCGAAGGGAAAGUCCGGAGGAAUAAACUGAGCCUUCAGGGUACAAAAUCCAGCGGUUAUACCCAUUUCCGAAAUACACACUUAAAUCGGCAUGAAGUUGUAAUGUUUCCCAGUGACAAGUCAUCAGUGUGGAAUUUCAGUGCUCACUCCUUAGACAUCAUUUCACAGGGAAACUGUUGGUGGUGUUGCAAAAUGUUAGCUAUUUUCUCAGCCUAUGUCUAAAACCUGGGGCAGAUCUAGGUUUUUAGCAGAGGGGGUUCGAUGAAAGGGGGGUCUGGGGGCAUCAUCCCCCUAAAAAUUUUGAAAAUUCAAGUCCUCGGAAACACAAUUUCCACCAUUCUGAGACAAAGUCAGCGUGUUUUAAUAUCAAAAUGGUAUGUUGACUUAUCUUAUCUUCCUCUCCCUCCUUUGGCUCAUCACAACCCUCUGUCUGUUUCAUAAUCUUAGAUAGAGACAGAGGAACUUGCCCAGCCCAUUAUUUUUUGCUGCUGGGACAGUAGGUACCCCAGGUAUAGCAUUGCUAACAUUUUUUUUCUCCAUAGACUUCCUCAUGUUAUCACAGUGUGCUUGAAAACCACUGCUCAGAUUGAAGUCGUUGUGGCCAAUAAGGACAAAGCUUUGGAGGAAUCUGAAGAACUUCGCCAGGAUUUCUUUGAAGUUGUUGAAGCCAUGGCAGUGCACUUGAUGUAA